Molecule: messenger RNA, 524 nt
Organism: Rhipicephalus microplus (southern cattle tick)
Lineage: Eukaryota; Metazoa; Arthropoda; Arachnida; Ixodida; Ixodidae
Source: RefSeq, a predicted model, not a curated record
AUCAAAGGCAUGGCGUCGCCAUCAAUGUCGAGUGUGGAGAUCAGUGUCUUGACUCCUCACUACAUGGCCCUACUUCAGAGCCUGUGUGUAAUCACCAAACCAACUCUUAACGAUGUCACCGCCAUCUUCAAAGAAUUCCACCAACUUUUGGACCCCAAAGAUUCCAAGCCUUCUUCUGAGCGACCAACUUCGUCAUCAGCAGCCUCCGGCGCUUCCAAAAAACGCGCUGGCAAGUCAGCUGCACGUGCCAGUGCUGCGAGCGACGAUGGCGACGGCGGCGCAAUCGCCCACAGUGCUGUGGGCUUCGAACGCUCUUGCACGUGGGAGCCCGACAAUAAGCGCUGUUGGAUCAUGUCCGACGUGGAGUCUUGGAACCGCGUCCUCGCGGACAACUGCAUCGAACUUCGAGAGCUCAAUUGGUGUGAGCUCGCGUUAAUGGGCUACCAGUGGCCCGAAAAGAAACCCGGGGACAAAGACAUGCUUCGGGCCUCGCUACUCAUCCAUGUGCUGCUGCGACAACACAG